AGGAUUGGUCCGUUGAGCGAGGGAAGGUCGACGCCUCUUUCCUUCCACCCACUUUUCCCGCCCCGAAGUGGUAGAUAGUUCCGGGCUCCAGAGAAAGCUGUCGUCUCCAGAGCGCAGCUACAGCAACUCUCUCGCCGCCGCUGUUUUCAGUGUCAGUCACCAUGACGGACCGAUCCACCUUCGACACGAACGUGACCACCCUGACUCGGUUCGUGAUGGAGGAAGGCAGGAAAGCCCGGGGCACCGGGGAGCUCACGCAGCUCCUGAACUCGCUGUGCACGGCUGUCAAGGCCAUCUCCACCGCCGUGCGAAAGGCGGGCAUCGCUAACCUGUGAGUCUGCCGAGUACCAUUCUCCGCAAGGAGAAGCAUCCUUCGCCUUGAAUUCGCCCGUCGCUGCUCCUCCCUAAGCGGAGAGAGGCGCUUUGGUUUGCCUUUCUCAGCCCCCCCACCCCAGAUCUUCCGCCAAGUGUCCCGGGUCAGCAGCCCAGGGCCCUAGCGCAGGGGAAGGCGUGGUUCCCUUGGGUGUUGUACUCCAAAGCCCAUAAACCUGACCAGCAUGAUGAAUAAGUAAAAAUGAUGAGAGCUGUAGUCCAGGAAAGUCUGGAGGGCCACAAAACCGCAGGAAACCCCUUCCCGGAGUCUAGUGGCAAAUCCUUCCCCCCCCCCCAAUAACCUGGAAGUGGUCUUUCCCUAUAUUAUAUUUUCUUGACAUCACCUCUUUCCUGAGGUUUCUGCUUGGGACUCUGAAGCAGUCCGUGAUCCACCAAGAUGCCAGCAAAUGUUGUCUUUGCUUGAGAAAGAGAUCAGCCUUGAGUCCAGGGCCUAAAUAUCUGUGUGGGCCGGGUGCUCUCUGUAUACUCCCUGGGUGGUAUUCAACUAGGGUUUUCGUAGAGUAGACCUGUUGACAUUAAUGAGCUUGCUUAGUCGUGUUCAUUAAUUUUAAUAGGUCUAAAAGGUCAAGGGCCAUUAGGUCCAGUCACGGACGACUCUGGGGUUGCGGCGCUCAUCUCGCUUUAUUGGCCAAGGGAGCUUCUGGGUCAUGAUUAAGUCGCUUCUGGCGAGCCAGAGCAGCGCACGGAAACGCCGUUUACCUUCCUGCCAGAGCGGUACCUAUUUAUCUACUUGCACUUUGACGUGCUUUCGAACUGCUAGGUUGGCAGGAGCAGGGACUGAGCAAUGGGAGCUCACCCCGUCGUGGGGAUUCGAACCGCGACCUUCUGAUCGGCAAGUCCUAGGCUCUGUGGUUUAACCCACAGCGCCACCCGCGUCACUCUUUAAUAGGUCUACUCCUGAGUAAAACUUAAGUUGAAUACCCACUCUUAUCUUUAUCUGGGUCUCUCUAGGGCCCAGUCCAGUGUUUAUGAUGCCAUUUGCCUUCAAAAUCUCCUUAAAUUAGCAUCUAUCAACUCCCAAGCCCUAAUUUUCUACCGUCCUGGGUUCCUUUCUUUCUAUCACAUACUUCAUCUUGGCAAUGAAGUUUCAUUUGCUAACUAUCUAAUACCAUAUCCCUAUUUACGACAUGCACUAGGAUAUUUCACAUCCUGUCUAAUGGAAAUCUUGGGGCUGCAUUUUAAUCUGGUGGUGUAUGCCAGCAUGAAGGUUACUUCACAUGAUGCACUAUUUCUUCAUAACCUGUAUGCACAACAUAACGUAAGAGCAGCUCUGCUGGAUCAGAUCACAGGUCUGCCUAGUCCAGUAUCCUGUUUUCAAAGUGGUCAACCAAAUGUCUAUGGGAAACCCGCAAAGUUGACAUCUAGGCUCUCCCCUUCUGUUCCCCAGCCAGCUAGUAUUGAGAGGCAUACAGUCAUAAUGACCAGAAGUCACCAACAGUCUAUGAUUUUUUAAUCUCAUUUUAAAGCUGUUGGCGUUGGUGGCUUACUCCUGUUUAGUUUUUCCCUCUCCAUGGAAACAUAAAUUAAUGAACUGAACAUAAAUUAAACUGGAUAUAAAAGUUAGUUGACAGUAUUUCGGAGCACUACAGGAAAGAGGAAAAGCACCCUUGCUUAGGAAGGUUUGGUUUAGUCCCAUAUAUCUCCGUCUUUUGGAACACAAUAUAAAUGCAUUUUUUCCCUCCCUUCCUAAAACCGAAGAAAGCCUCGAAGUACAGAUCUCACAAUGAAACCUGAGCGCGACUGCCAUUUUACUAUGUUUACUCUUUAAUGAGCAAGUCAUGAUGAAAGUGCAACCUUUUGUAAUUCCAUCUUCAUGGAAAGAGGAAGCACAGAGACACUGAUGUUGUCACUCUCCAUGUGUACAUCUGUUUGCACAUAUUUCGUUAAAACUCUUUAUCAGGCGGUUAUGUUGGUCUUUCCUCAAUUGCAAUAUAUAGCUAAUUUAAAGCAAAGUUGAACAGUAGCUGUUUAUGGUGCUAUUGAUACACUGACUCUCUUAUCUGCAUUAUUGUUAAUGUGUUACUCAGACAACAUUUCAGUGGUAUUUCUUACUACGUGGUCCUGGGUAGUAUUCACAUUUUAUCUAUAUGAUUUUAUUAUGGCUUGAAUUCAUUGCAAUUAUAUGAUAUUAAACAUUUAAAAUACAAGGUUACAUAAGCAAAACGGUAGCAUUAAAAGAAUUUCAGGGAAAUACAGAAGCAAGCUUUAGCCUUUGCCCCAUUUGAUUAUAAUCUGGACAGCUUUGUUGCAUUGGAGCAAGGUAAUAUUUACAGUUCAAGGUACGCUUUUUUUCAUAUCUGAGUGCUUGCUUCAAUCACACAUGAGUUCCCUUGCUCAAUUCAGCCUUGAAAUGGCUUUAAAGGACAACAAAGAUCAAAUAAUUAGUUUGUCUCCUGUUUGAAAAAAAUAUGUAUAUAUUUGGCAGUUUAAAAAUAAGCCAUUUUAAGUCCCAUUUAUUUCAGAUGGAAGUUAACCAUGAAUUAAAGUCUUGUUGGUUCAAAUCAGUGAGAUUUAAAAGUGCUUAACGGGUUGGAUCGCAUUGGGUGGAGACUGCUAGGUGUUGACUCUCUUCAGGCAAUUCUCUUUCAGGGAGUGGAAAUAACACUAUUGGCAUCUUUUGCAGCUAUUUUUUAAUUUGUUAAAUUAAAAUGCAGUUGUCAGCAUUUUCUGAAGAAAUGUAAGAGAACUUACUAGUGUAUUAAGAUUUUAAGAAUUAAAAUGAAAAUUAAGAAGGGUGGUGUGAUCUCUUUUGAGAGUUACAAAAGAAACGUCAGUUUGGAAAUAUAUAUAUGAAUAAGUCAAGAUACUUGUCUAUGUGUUUCUUGCCUACCUGUCUCAAUACAGAACUCUUAACUAAUUAUUGAAAGAAAGGGUGCAACCCUCACUGAGGAUAACAAGACCUGGUGGUACCAAAUUAUUUGGGGAUCUGUGUGAGAUAUCUAAAUCAUAUUUGAUACAAGAGUGGCUGGGACAUGUGCCCUACUUAUUUAAACACGCACACACACACAAAUCUUUUACUGGUCAUCUAUUCUUCCCUGUUCAGAUAUGGAAUUGCUGGUUCUACCAAUGUCACAGGAGACCAAGUCAAGAAACUGGAUGUCCUUUCCAAUGACAUGGUGAUCAACAUGCUGAAGUCAUCUUUCACAACUUGUGUGAUUGUCUCUGAAGAAAACAAAGAUGCCCUUAUAGUGGAAGAAGAUAAACAAGUCAGUACCUCUCAAAACUAUCCUGAUGCUUGCUUUCCCGCUGGCAUUGAGCAACAGCUGUCUCUUCAAACAUGUAAAAAUUAACCUAAGAUACAGAAACAGGACAAAGAGCAGUGCCCUUCUGAGGUCAGAAAAACGUAAGCAGGCUCUGCUCUGUUGCCUGUGGCGCUAGACAUUAUGAGGGAAAACGCUCCCUUCUUGUGUUGAUAAAUGGUAGGGAGGGCAUUGGUGGGGAGAAUUGGUAGGCAAAAGGGGUGCGUAUAAGCCUUUCAGUGCCUGUUGAUUCUCCCAAGUUUUUCAAAGCUGGAAGUGAGCCCAACUGCAGGAAAAACAGCCAGGAAAAGGCAUUUUGCAGAAGAUAAUUGAUGAGCGGAGAGAGUAAAUACCCUUUCCAUCCACCUGUUUCUCCAUGCUAAUCCAGUCUCUGAUUCCCAUUAUCUUGUCAAAUGUAGGAUUGGUAUUCCAUGUUUCCUGAUAACUCCUGUCAGGGCUAAACUAGAUGAUGUCCACUCUAAACUCUUACUCCCUGUUGCCUGAGCUACAGCAAAUUCAUUAAUUUGCAUUAUAUGAGGAAGUUUUGAAGAAGGUAUGUUGAAGCAAGUCUGCUUAUCAGCACCCAGCCCCACCGGGAUGGACCUGACUUCAACUUCCUUUGAUGGGACCAAAUACAGGACUGGUUUUCCUUGCCGUCUUCUAUAUGCCAGCAUGGACUCUUCAACAAACACAUAACACUAUAUGUAAAAUCACUAGUUGCUUGAGAUAGUCAAAAAGUAUCUUGUUACUGAUGCAGGAGGCACACAUUUCCUGGGAGGAUAGAAGUGGCAGGGCCACACCCCACAACUGCUGCACAGCAGGGCCUGAGGUCCUCCCCAUGUUACUGGACUACAACUCCCAUCGGCCCUGACCAGUGACCAUGCAUGCCUGGGGCUGUUGGGAGUUGGAGUCCAGCAGAAAUCAGUACGUACAGGCUAAAGCUCCUCUGUUGGCUAGCAAGGCCGAUCCUACACCUUUAUAAGUGUUGAUAUAUGCUGUUGUUGCACUGUGUAUUUUGGGUCUAUGGACUACAAUAAAGCUGUGCGUGUGUUACUAAUGUGUGUAAGGGACUGGGAGUGCAGCACUGUGAAGCUGGCAUGGGCAGUGCCCUUGCAUGCCUGAUAAGAUGGUGGGUAGAUUUGGGAGAGUGUGAUGGUAGCAGAAAAAAGCAGAGGGAGGAAGACAAGGAGCAUGAGAUGUUGGUAAGUGCACAGUAAUGAGAGAAGGAACAAGGAGAGAAUCUCUGCCCCAGCGAAGCCACAACGGCUGGGGCUGAUGGGAUUUGGAACUGAGCAACAUAUUGGUGGCACCACUUUGGCUAUCCCUGCCAUCAACAGUUUUCAUCAGAUUAACAAAAGUUUAAGUAAUCAGUUUUGUACAACAGCCCUUCCCUGUUGGCCUAGGGUGUGGUUGUUCAUUUGUGAUUGGCUAUGGUGAACUUUGUUUUCAUGUGUGAGUGGGGUGGGUGGGUGUUUUUGAAUCAGGUUAGCCAUAUUGAUUUGUAUGCUGUCAAUCUUGUCGUUGUCUUGUUGGGCUGUGUAUGUGAUAAAGGGGAGCCAUACCGGGGUGAAGGCAUCUUCUUCCAAGAGAACCUGCACAAGCGACGCUGACACAAAACCCCACACAUACAUUGAGUAAAAUAGAAACAUGCCACCUGACUCCACCCCCACUCACCCUUUUCCACCUCUUUCCCCCUUUUCUUCCUAAUGUAACACCAAUGUCUCAGCAAAUUAAACUGAUCUGUAGAAAAUGUAACUUGAAAAAAGAGACAAUGCACAUACUUUUGUAAACCAAGAAACUUUUAAUUAAAAAUACGUUUAAAAAAAAAAGGCUGUGGGUACCUAACACAUAUUUAACACGAUUCUCCUUUCUCACUUAAUCCUCAUCUACAUAAGAGCCAUUGGCAAUUGAGCCAUCAUUAGUGUGAAAGUUGCCUGAAAUCACCCUCACAAGCAUUAUUCAGUUGGAGUAUUUUAGCAGUGAAACAAGCACUAUACACAUCUAGUUUAUUUUAAGAAUAUUUGAAUGUUUCUAUCUUCUAGGGCAAAUACAUAGUCUGCAUGGAUCCACUUGAUGGCUCAUCUAACAUUGACUGCCUUGUGUCUAUCGGGACCAUUUUUGCUAUCUACAGAAAGGUAGGAUAUAUUUAAUGGUUGCUUACGGAAUAGUGAGGUAAUAGGAGUAAUGAAGAAAAUACACUGCUUUGAGGACUGGGUUUCUGCUUAUGUUAAUAUUGAACAUUUUAUGUUCCCAAGGUUAGUCAGUAGGGACAAGGGUUAACUGAACAGAGUGAAUGUUAUGUGUGAAACAAAAAUAAAAUUAUAUCAGAUUUUCUUUUGCUGAAGUGGAUUGGGGUUAGCUGGUUUAAUGGAAUCUGUUCCAUGGGUUUUAGCGGUGUAAACUGACUUUUCACACAGGGAAAUGAUCUUGCAGCAUAACCUGCAAACUUGCUAUGUAAUCCUCAAAGCACUUGUGUUUGUAAGAGUUCUGUUAACUCCAGAGAGGAUAUUACUUGCGCCUUAUUUUGACAGGCAGUUAAACUGUUUAAAGAGACCUGAAGUUCUGGACUAACAUGUUGUUAAAUAAGCAAGCUGAUUGUGUUUAAGGCACACACCCCGUUUUAAUUGUUUAGCUUCUAGAAUAAGAUGUCUUUGAAUCAUAUACUCUGGAACUUAAAACCUAACCUCAGCCAAACAGCAAAAUAAGAUAGUGCAUUGACAGCCAGGUCUUAUCUAUUUUAUGCUCAUUUACUAUAUAAGGGUCAAAAGGAGCUUCCAGUGGCCUAUCCAGCUCAGUGCUGUCAUUCUUGACUCUCAAAUAUCCCUCCAUUGCAACUUUGGCAUGUAUACAAUUGGCUUAAUAAUUCAUGUAACUUUUCCAUUUUCUGAGUAUGCCAAUCAGGGAUGCCCUUGGAGCCUAAAUUGGAAGGUGGAUAAUGUGGGCAGGAGUCUCUACCGUUUGUUGGGGACCCCUUACUCUUGUAAAAAACAGUUGUGAGUACAGUCUUACCUCGGGAUAAAUGUGCUUCAAGUUAAGUAUUUUUGGGUUGCGCUCUGCGGCAAUCCAGAAGUAACGGAGCACGUUACUUCUGGAUUUCGCAGCGCGCACAUGCGCAGAUGGUCAAAAUGACGUCACACACAUGCGCAGAAGCGCCGACCCGCGCACACACAGACGGAUCCCAUUCGCAUCCCAAGGUACCACUGUACAACAUACCACUCCAAGCUCCAGAACUCUAAAAGGGAAAGGGGAGGGAAUCGGGCUUUGUGCCACAUGUUCCCUGAAUCCAGUGCCCACCUCCAGAGAUUCUGAGACAGAAUGCUUGUGGACAUGGCAACUGCAAGCAGCAUGACUUUUAAACCCCCAAGCAGGGCCAUACGUGAGGCUGACAGUCACGUGACUCCUUACUCAACCUAAUUUGAAAAGAUAAAACAGUCACACAAACCAAUAAUGAAGUUGUUUGCUAGCCAAGCAGAAGUCUUAAUGAGAUACUUCAGAUUAAUAGUUUGCUACAGUGAUGAGGAAAGGGACGUGGGUGGCGCUGUGGGCUAACCACAGAGCCUAGGACUUGCCGAUCAGAAGGUCGGCUGUCCGAAUCCCGCGAUGGGGUGAGCUCCCGUUGCUCAGUCCCUGCUCCUGCCAACCUAGCAGUUUGAAAGCACGUCAAAGUGCAAGUAGAUAAAUAGGUACCGCUCUGGCGGGAAGGUAAACAGCGUUUCCGUGCACUGCUCUGGUUUGCCAGAAGCGGCUUAGUCAUGCUGGCCACAUGACCUGGAAGCUGUAUGCCAGCUCCCUCGGCCAAUAAAGCGAGAUGAGCGCCGCAACCCCAGAGUCGGCCACGACUGGACCUAAUGGUCAGGGGUCCCUUUACCUUACAGUGAUGAGGAAAGGCAAGUGUCCCACAGAGCCCUUACUCCUCUCCAGCACUAAAUGGAGCCGUUAAACUUGUGCCAGCCUCAUAGAAUUCUGUUUUAGCUCCUGACAUUGAUUCUUCCUCUUUCUUUAACCAUCUCCAUAUUUGAUGCUUCAUGGGAAGAGAACAACAGCUUAAAGUUAAAAGCUUUUAAUGUCCAGAUUUUAAGGUUCUCGGGGAAAGGGUCAUAGCUCAAGUGGUAGAGCAGUUUCUCUGCAUGCAGAUCCCAGGUUCGGUCCCCAGAAUCUCCACACAGAGCUGGGAAUAACGGCUGUCUGAAACACUGGGAAGCCCCUGCCAAAGCUCAAUGGACCAAUGGCCUUUCUCUGCAUGAAGCAGCUUCCUGUGUUCUUCUCUUAUUCAAGGCUUCUCCUGGUGCACCGUCUGAGAAAGAUGCUCUGCAGCCUGGGCGCAACCUUGUGGCGUCUGGUUAUGCCCUCUAUGGCAGUGCCACCAUGCUUGUUCUAGCUCUCGAAUGUGGUGUCAACUGUUUCAUGCUUGAUCCGGUAAGGAGUGCUGUUAUGGCCUAUGAAAAUAUUAUUGUUUGUUGUCAUGCUUUUUUUAAAAAAACAUUUUUAUCAUUUUAUACAAAUGGGAAUUUUCAAAUAUUUUUAUCAUUUUACACAAAUGAGUUUAUUCUAAGGGAAAUUAAUAGAGCUUAUUCCACCGUAAAAAUGUCAAGUGAAGUAAUACUUUUUAAGGACCAAAAUAUGCAUCUGUGCAUCAAACAAACAGAGGGGUUGCAAAUACUUGGAAUCUUUCAAUCCCUAUUUUCUUUUAAGUAAAAUGAAAAUUAAAAAAUACAGGGUUGUUGUAGGACAAACAAGAUAAAAAUUGUACAGAAUUUUCAACAUAAUAAUUGGAAGCAGUUGGUGUCUCUAAAACACAAGUUGCUAACCAGUGGUCCUCCAGAUGUAGGAUUCAAACUCCCAUCAGUCACAGCCACCAUAGCAAGUGGUCAGAGAUGAUGGAAGUCAUAGGCCAACAACAUCUGGAGGACCAAAGAUUACCCAACUCUCCUCUAGAAAAGAACAACAACAACAACAACAACAAUUUUAUUAUUUAUACCCUGCCCAUCUGAUUGGGUUUCCCCAGCCACUCUGGGCAGCUUCCAGCAAAAUAUAAUAAAACGUCAAACAUUAAAAACUUCCCAAUACAGGGGUGCUACAUAUCCUCUUCGCCCUGCCAAGUCACUCCCACCAUUGCUCAUCUCUAUUCAUGCAGAGCUCCUUCAGUCUCUUCUACUUCAGCACUAUCCAUGGAUAGCUGUCAACCAGGAUAGCUAGACAUUCCAUAUUCAGAUGUUAUAUCAUUCAGCCUGGACACUGAGAUCCAGCACCGAGGGCCUUCUGGUGCGAGAAGUGAAGCUACAGGGAACCAGGCAGGGGGCCUUCUUGGUAGUGGCACCCACUCUGUGGAGCAUGUCACAGAGAUGAGUAACUAUAUAACCUUUAGAAGGCAGCCCUGUAUAGGUAAAGGUAAAGGGACCGCUGACCAUUAUGUCCAGUCGUGACCGACUCUGGGGUUGCGACGCUCAUCUCGCUUUAUUGGCCGAGGGAGCCGGUGUACAGCUUCUGGGUCAUGUGGCCAGCAUGACUAAGCCACUUCUGGUGAACCAGAGCAGUGCACGGAAAUGCCGUUUACCUUCCCGCUGGAGCAGUACCUAUUUAUCUACUUGCACUUUGACGUGCUUUCGAACUGCUAGGUUGGCAGGAGCAGGGACCGAGCAAUGGGAGCUCACCCCGUCACAGGGGAUUCUGAUCAGCAAGUCCUAGGUUAUGUGGUUUAACCCACAGCGCCACCCGUGUCCCUCGCCCUGUAUAGGGAAGCUUUUUAAUGUUUAAUGUUUUGUUAUGUUUUUAUAUAUGCUGGAAGCCACCCAGAGUGGCUGGGGCAACCCAGUCAGAUGGGUGGGGUACAAUUAUUAUUUUAAAGCUCUGAAGAGCAGAUAGGAAGAACAAGGUGCCAGCCAGCCUGUUACUUGCAGGUGCCAGUAGGGGGCCCUGGAUUCCAUCAUAGUGGCCUACUGAGUGCAAACCCAGUGUACACUUUGUGUGCAGCUUCAUUAAAGAGCUGGUGCUUGCACUGUCUUGGUUCCUUAAAAUAUCCCAAACUUGAACUGCUCUCAUAAGGACAAAAAGAAGGGGGAAAGAGUUGACUAAUUCCCUACCCCCAAUUAUCCAAUAUAAGCUUUGCAUGUCCUGCAGGUUGUUUAAUAAGACACAGCAGCAUAGAAAACAGAGGUCAUUAUCCCCACAGAAUGCAAGCGAUUCUGAAAAGUGAUUAUGCAUCAUAUUCGAAUUAAGACUUCCAGGAAAUUUAAACCCUUUUGGUACAUGAAGGCUGCCUUUCGUUUUAGCACUAGUGUGUAGGAUGGCUAAUCAUGAUGCUCCAGAUGUUGCUGGACUCGCCUCCCAUCAUUCCUGCUAAUUGGCCAUGUGAGAUUGGGCAGAUGUGAGAUGGAACCCAACAACCUCUGGAGAGCCACUGGCUAACCACACAUUUAAGGAGCUUGGAAUUUAAGGCAGCAUGUUGCCCUCAGCCUUGUUUUGAAAUGGCUACUAUCUUCUGUUCAUCUACAUCUCAACAAAACCAUGUUAACAGAUGUUCUUGUACACUUUCAGAUUGCAUCUGAUGUCUUAAAGAGUAAGUGGGGUGUUUACGUGUGUGUGUGUGUGUGUGUGUGUGUGUGUGUCAGAAAGAGAGGCACCUUAAACACCCUAGAAUCUUUUCAUCUUUGUGCUUCUACGAUAGAAAGCAUGUUUCAACAUAGCUGAUGCCAUGCAGCUUCAAUUAAAAUUGCUUUCUAGAUGAAGCAAGGUUGCAUAGCCUUGCUUGGGUUUUUCUAUGUUUGUUCAGUUUAAAAUGAGUUUAUUUUCUAUUGUUAGAGCCCGGCAUUCUCCAAUAUGUAUAUCUCAAGUAGUUGCAUGUCCUUUGCUUUAUUUUUGAUUCUUUUUUAGCAGCUAGACUGUUAAGUUCUAUGUAUGUAGUAGCAUUUUUUCUUCAAACAACUGUGAAGAAAUGACAGUGUGGUCAUUGCCUACAAAUGGUUUCAUGAGCAUUCUAGUUUCAACAGGGCAAGAUUGAUAAAGGCUGCUGCAAACUCUUUUGAGGCCUUGUCCUAGUUAACAGGAUUUUGGAAAAGGUAUUCCUAAGUGCCUGAUGUUUCCCACCCCAAAAUUUAUAUACUGCUUUUAUCAGAAAGGAACACAAGGCAGUUUACAAGAGAAAACAAAAUUAAACAAUAUAGCAUACAAAAUGGAUAAAACAUCAAAAUCCAUAAAACCAGUUUCCGCUCUACGCACACAAAUUCCACAUUCGCUAACUAACCUGUAGUUCAAGUCAACCUGUGCAUAUUCACCAACCUUGCAACACACACACCUCUCGCGCUCAACAAUUACAGAUCCCAACAGUCCAUUCUACAACCCUGGCAGCCUAACACGCUAAGAGACAAAAAGCAAAUUUAAUCUGUGACUCCACCAAACCCAGUUAAAACCUCACGCUCCUUCACAUAGGGCUCUCGUUAAUACCUUCACAAGGGAAUUGCAGUGAACUGGAUGCACUUGGUAAAUAUGCUCUGGCUGGUCCUCAUUUGUAGACAUGCACUAAUUUGCCUGUGUUAACUUGUCCGACACUGAUUCACAUGGCGGUAUUUUUUGUUUUGCCUUGUAAAUGACGAAUGCAAUUUACUCAGGAAUAAAGUGUAUGCUGUACAAAUGAUAAGGCUUGCUUUUUUUCUUAUGCUAGGCCAUUGGGGAAUUCAUUUUGGUCAACAGGGAUGUAAAAAUAAAGAAAAAGGGAAAUAUCUUCAGCCUCAACGAGGGAUAUGCUGCAUACUUUGACCCUGCUGUCACAGAAUAUCUCAAGAAUAAGAAAUUUCCACAGGUAAGCUUUCACAUCCUGCAAAGAAAUUUGCUGUCCAGAUAUUCCAGAAGACAACAUUUCUUUUAGUCCAUAUAUAUUUGCUUUAUAUAACUUCACAGUGAGUGGGACCCUCACUUGUGCGUUGGGUCAAAAGCACCUUUCUCCAACAAAACAGGCUCCUCUGGAUCCAACCCAAGCUUUUUUGUACAAAGCUUAGAAACAAUUUUGUGGGUGCAAAGUGAACCCAUGGAUGUAGCCAUUGUGUCAUGUCCAGAGAACCCUAAGACUUGGUUCAAACAUUAGAAGUUUCCUGGUGUGAAAACUCUUCUUAGGGAAAUGGAUGGGAAGGUGUGUGAAUUGUUACCUGCACACAGUACUCAGCUUCACACCGUUUAUAAGUACAGUGGUACUUUGGUUGUUGAACAGCUUGGCUCUCAAACAAAUCGGCUCCCGAACGCUGCAAACCUGGAAGUAAGUGUUCCCGUUUGCGAACAUUUUUCGGAAGCCAAAUGUCCGACUUCUGCGGCUUCCGAUUGAGCGCAGGUAGCUCCUGCAGCCAAUCGGAAGCCGCACCUUGUUUUUUGAACGGUUCCAGGAGUCGAACAGACUCCCAGAAUGGAUUAAGUUUGACAACCAAGUUACCACUGUACUGUCUGGGAAUUUCUGAUGGGCAGUAGUAAACACAAUACCAUAGGCACAUGAGUGAUCAUUACACAGACUGACUGGCUUGCUUUUCCUACAGCUUAGGAACGUUGUAAUUUGUUGCAGUCUGCACAGAUGGUGUGCUUCAGCAUUUACUGAUUCCUUGUCUUCUUGUGUGACUUAGAGGCAUGACUGACAUUUGCAUGGCUGGCUUUCCUAAAGUGAGCCUAGUGAUGGCCUGGGCAAAAGGGCUUCUUCCAUUUAUUGGGAACACCUCCUGUCCUUCCCAUUGGAUGCUACAGCACCCAACCAGGAAGCUGCCAUCUGGACCCAGCCAGGGACAGAGGCAGCUGCUAUCCAUUUCGCAUCAGUCUGGGGAAUGUAGAACUUCAGAACACUUAUACAAUAUUUCACCAAUCUUCUCUUCUAGGAUGGUAGCGCUCCCUAUGGCAGCAGAUACAUAGGUUCCAUGGUUGCUGAUGUGCACCGUACCCUGGUGUAUGGAGGAAUCUUCCUAUAUCCAGCCAAUUCAAAGAGCCCCAAGGGAAAGGUAACAUAGCUAGCACAUGCUUAAUUUUUUACAAGAAUUCAUCAUGUGAUGCUUCUAUUGUCUUCAUGUUUUACAACUGAAUGUCCUUCUAAACUACAUGUUUAGUUAUCAAAGUCUGGGCACUCUGCUCAAGGUCAUAGAAAGGCACUGUUAUAUUUAACAAGGCAGGGAGAACUCAUGCUUUCCCUUUGUAAGUUGAGCGGUAGGACUAUCCAUCGUCAUUUGGUUUCCCCCGGUACGCAUCUGGCUUCUCUGCUAUGCAAGGUAGGACACAAUUGAGCAGCGCUGUGAUGGUGUAACAUCCAAGGAACUGGGUGAUGCUCCCAACCAAAAGCACAGGGAGUUCUGGAGAAGUGAACUGCUCUGAGACCUCCUGGUAGAGGCAGGUAUAGAAAUUAAAUAAAUUAAUUAAUUAAAAGUGCACCUGGACAUAAAGUAAAUAGUAAGGGGCUCAUCACAUAAGUAGAACACCCAUUCUAAAAGGCACAAAAUGGGGCUCGGUGGAUCAUUAUGUUGCCCUUUUCCAGGCAAGGAUUUACUGAAAUAAGUGGUAGGUAAAAUGUCAUCAAUCCUUGGGAAAGAUCUCUGCCCCUUUGUGUGCUGGAUCAGAGGCUCCUGAAUGAAAUACGCUUGGGCUAGGCUGUUAUCUAUAAGCACCAGCUGGAUUCCUUUCCCCUUGCUAAUUAGGUUAAUACUGGUUGCAAUACUUUUUGGCACCACUCCUUUAGGCGCUCGGCUUUAUUUCUCUCACACACCCUGUCCCAAAUCGCCUGUGACAUACAGAGCUUUCCCUGUCCCCUGGGUUCGGGGAACUUAAAAGCUAAAAUUUUAUGAGCUUACAACUUGAAACUGGGGCUAAACUAGAUAUGACACACUAGAUACAUGAAUAGGGGUAUCCUAUUGGGGGAGAGUUCUUGUUUUCAUUUGCUAGUAUGAUAUAUACAUAUUUGUUUUUUUAUAUUGUAAACCACCCUGUGAUCCUUGGAUGUACCAAGUUUCCUGCAGGAAUUAAAAAAAAACACAAAAUUUAAAAAUUAAAGUGCUUAUAGUGCCCCUCCCCCCGGUGUUAAACAUACUCUGCAAUCAGUAAACUAGCACAGCAGGGAGUGAACUGGAAUCUUUGUCCUGAUGUGCUAGUUCUUUUAGUUUUGCAGGAAACUUGGUACAUGAGAGAAUAAAUAAAAAAUGGCACCCCCUGCCUGCAACCUGAAGUGGUACAGUCCACACCACCGCUCAGGAUUGUACCACUUCAUUCUGGAUAAACUAAAACUGGGAAAUUUGGGAAAGACUAUGUAUCUGACAUAUGAGACCGCAGCAAGACUAAAUUGCUUAAUUGUUGAAUUGCCAGUUUUGAUAUCUAGUAUCAUUACAGUGGUACCUCGGGUUAAGUACUUAAUUCCUUCCGGAGGUCCGUUCUUAACCUGAAACUGUUCUUAACCUGAAGCACCACUUUAGCUAAUGGGGCCUCCUGUUGCUGCUGCGCCGCCAGAGCACGAUUUCUGUUCUCAUCCUGAAGCAAAGUUCUUAACCCUAGAUAAUAUUUCUGGGUUAGCGGAGUCUGUAACCUGAAGCGUCUGUAACCCGAGGUACCACUGUAUAAGGAGCAGAAUAUCCUGCUCCACAAAAGAGCAACCACUGAGUUGCAUUCAGUUUUCACAGGUUUUUCUAACAUGGCAUUCAAGUUUAAUCUCAGACUUCCAACAAUUGAGAAGAAAGUGCAGUGGUUUCUACGGCAAACUCCAUCCCAACUCUUAACUGGGCAAGGGAAGGACCUGUGUUUAUUCAGCCAAAAACUAAUCUGAACUACAUUUCAAUGCUUGCUCCAGCCUGUAGAUAAGAGGCAGUUACUCAUUUACACAGAAUGUCACAAACAGGACCUUUUCCUCUACUUAUGAGCAAAGCAGUACUACUUCUGUUAAUAGGCUUUGUCCUCUUGCAUAGUUUGGUUGACCAGCUGUGCAUUUACCUGUGUACCUUUCCCCCAAGAACUCACGCUGAUAUACAUCAUUCCCACCCUUCUCUCCACUCUCCCAACCCAAUUUUUAUCCUUAUAAUAUCCCUGUGAAUUCAGUUAGCCGGAGAGAUAGUGACUAAAUAAAUAUCAUCCAGUGAACCUCAUGGCUGAGUGAGGACUCUAACCUGGCUCUCUCUGCAGUUCUGAUCCAACCAACUAACUCAGAAAUAUGGAAGUUAUGGCCCUUCAGAUGCUGUUGGACCAGAUCUACCAUAAUCCCUGACCAUUGGCCGUGCUGUGCCGUCAACAAGUCCGACAAGAACUGGCUGCAGCUUCUCCAUUCCUACUGUAACUUCAGCCCUUCCAACUGACCCGAUAUUACAAAAGCAGUCCUGGUUUCUGACUUGAUCCCAGAAUGUCCCGUGUUUCCCUUAUCCUCCAUGUCUCAGGGGACAAUUAAAAGUGGUGAGUGCAAGUGCAGAAACGGAAAAUAAAAUCCCUGCACCAAAUGAAGAAAAUGGUGACACUGGCAUACAAAGCCUUUCCUAUAAUUUCGAAGGAAAAGGUCACCAGUCCACUUUAAAAGUCUUUCAUCGCAAUGCUUCUGCAGCCAGACAUUUCUUAGGAAACACGGGGAAUGUUGAGUCCUUUAUUGCAAAUGGAGUCUGACACUGUCUACUCAGAAGGAAGCCCCACUGUAUUCAAUGGAGCUUACUCCCAGGUAACUGGGUCAAGACUGGGCAGCCUUACACGGCCAUCUGAAGCAUUUUGACUCAGAACUAAGUCCCACUGAGUUCCAUAGGAUUUACUCUCUUGUAUGUUCCUAAUCAUAGGGACGCGGGUGGCGCUGUGAGUUAAACCACAGAGCCUAGGUCUUGCCAAUCAGAAGGUCGGCGGUUCGAAUCCCUGCGACUGGGUUUGCUCCUGUUGCUCGGUCCCUGCUCCUGCCAACCUAGCAGUUCGAAAGCACGUCAAAGUGCAAGUAGAUAAAUAGGUACUGCUCCGGCGGGAAGGUAAACGGCGUUUCCGUGCCCUGCUCUGGUUCGCCAGAAGCGGCUUAGUCCUGCUGGCCACAUGACCCGGAAACUGUACGCCAGCUCCCUCGGCCAAUAAAGCGAGAUGAGCGCCGCAACCCCAGAGUCUGUCACGACUGGACCUAAUGGUCAGGGGUCCCUUUACCUUUAUGUUCCUAAUCAUUCUCACAGUUUUUAUUAUCAUCAUCAUCAUCAUCAUCAUCAUCCCACCUUUUUCCUUGAUAGGGACUCAAGGCAGCUUAUCGCUAAAAUUUUGUAUCAUUCCCUUUAUCUGUGGAAGGUGUUGUACAUGAUCCCUUCCCUUACAUUUUUUCUUUACACCAGUCCUGUGACAGGUGAGGCAGAGAGGUUGCAAUUGGCUUAAGGUGACUGAUGUUGAUGUGUCUGUGUGUGCGCGGUGAAAUCAAACAUGGGAGAAGCUUCCAGAUGUAGAACAGGAUGUCCCUAUACUCAUCGGAGAAAUGUUGGAGGGGAUGUAACUAUGAUAUCACACUGCCUAUCUAAGCAUAAACAUGGAAAGAAAACCUCAUUUUCCUACCUGCAGCAAUACUGCCAAUAGAAGCAUGCUUGUUGGGGAGCAAUCCCCUUUAGACACAAUGGAACUUAUUUCUGAGUAAUCAUGUGGACAUUUGCAAUGUAGAAAACCUGUGCAGAGAGCACUAUACAACUGUAGCACACUCUUCUUGUGAGUAUAGCAUUUGGCUCAAGUGCAGUGCUGAUGCUUGAUCUGUUAUUUUUAACAUAUGUAAUUCCAGUUGAGGCUCCUCUAUGAAUGCAACCCCAUGGCUUUUAUCAUCGAGAAGGCUGGAGGUCUUGCAACAACAGGCAAGGAGGCUGUCUUGGACAUAGUGCCUGAAAACAUUCACCAGCGUGUGCCUAUUGUCUUGGGGUCUCCAGACGAUGUACAGGAAUACCUAGCCAUGGUCAAGAAGCAUUCAGCUAAAUGAGGAGAGGGCGGCUGCAUCUGCCACUGGAAUGCCUUUCAACUGGACCAAAGACCAUAACUGUGCAAAACUACGGACUGAAGCAAAUUUAUAGUAUGCAAAAGAGCCAUUACUUCAUUGUGCAUAAAAAGCAAACUCAAUGCGUUUUGCUGUGCCAUUAAAAACAAAUCUAAAAAGCUA
Podarcis lilfordi (Lilford's wall lizard) is the source of this 16710-nucleotide messenger RNA. Lineage: Eukaryota; Metazoa; Chordata; Lepidosauria; Squamata; Lacertidae. The record is from the annotation of a GenBank genome assembly.